AUGGCUCUCCCUCUGCGCCUUCGACAACCCGAGAAAUCGCUCGGCAUUUACGCGAGGGACGUAGAUCUCACCGCAGGCGCCAUGUAUCAAUCGCAGGUUUCGUUCAUCAUGGACACCAUCUGUCCAUGGACAUAUAUAGCCAAGACCAAGUACGUCCUCCCCACCUGCCCCCUUCCCUCCGCUACCUUUACGAACGCACCAGCUAACAUGCCCAUCCCCGCCCGCAGACUCGAUCAGGCCCUGGCGCAGGUCCGCGCAGACCCGGCCUCGGCCGCGGCGGUGACCUUUUCGCUCCGCUUCCGGCCCUUCCAGCUGGACCCGUCGUUCCCGGACACGGUGCCGGACCGGGCCGCGUGGUCGCUGCGCGAGAAGCACAUGGGCAACGAGGACGCUCAGCGCGCGUACCAGGCGCACAUGCGCGCGCUCGCCGAGCCGCUCGGCCUGCCGCCGCUGCGCUUCGACGGCCCCACGGGCAACACGCUGCAGGCGCACCGCCUGAUUCAGCUCGUGCAGGGCGGCUCCGACGACUCUGACGACGACGACGCCGAUGCGGCGGGAGCGGUGGCCGAGUACGGCGGGCCGGACGCCGCGGCGAGGCUCGUCGAAGGGCUGUACAGGCGGUACUUUGCCGAGGGGGCGCACCCGGCGAGCGAGGAGACGCUUCUGGCUGUGCUGGUGAAGGACGUGGGUCUAUCAGAGGAUUUGGCGCGGCGGCUGGUGGCCGGGGAGCAGCGGGAGGAGGGCCUCGCGGAGGUGAAGAUGCGGGCGAGGGAGGUGGCGCGCGAUGUGGACGCGGUGCCGACGGUGGUGAUUGAGGGGCGGCGCAGGGACUUGACCCUCACGGGGGCCAAGGAGGUGGCCGACUACGUCAAGGCGCUGCAGACAAUUAUCAAGGAGAGCAAGUGA
Purpureocillium lilacinum is the source of this 906-nucleotide messenger RNA. NCBI's taxonomy places the organism in Eukaryota, Fungi, Ascomycota, Sordariomycetes, Hypocreales, Ophiocordycipitaceae. The record is from RefSeq and is a predicted model, not a curated record.